Messenger RNA from Paracoccidioides brasiliensis Pb18, 603 nucleotides. Its product is annotated as chaperone EMC4. Gene Ontology annotation, biological process: protein folding in endoplasmic reticulum. Gene Ontology annotation, cellular component: EMC complex. The record is from RefSeq and is a predicted model, not a curated record. The transcript has 3 exons. The coding region runs from base 1 to 603 and encodes 200 amino acids.
AUGGUUCCACCAGCCACACCUCCGCCUCUGCCUCGAUGGGUCAUUGACAUAAACGCAUCAGCACCUCCUCGACCCUCAAAAACAGCCGACAUACCCAAUCCACCAGGCUAUACUCCUGACAAUGCUGCAAGCAAACACAGUGCGAAGCAGCAACGCACUGCCCAACAAGCCCAACAACAGCAAACACCCUCCUCCAGCGCAGCGGCCGCCCGUAAAGUCGCGGAGACCGAUGCCCUGAAAUUGAAAAAGGCAUGGGAAAUAGCCCUAGCGCCCUCGAAGCAACUACCCAUGAACGCGAUCAUGAUGUACAUGUCCGGCAACAGUCUACAGAUCUUUAGUAUCAUGAUGGUCUUCAUGCUAUUUAAGGGACCCAUCCAGGGCCUCCUGAAUACGAAUAGCGCGUUUACGAAGUUUGAGACGGAGAGCACCAAGGGGCAGAUGUGGGGUGUUAAGGCGGUGUAUGUGUUGAUGCAAUGUGUACUGCUGGCGCUAGGGGUGUGGAAAGUUAACGGGAUGGGGUUGUUGCCGACUACAAGAUCGGACUGGUUAGCAUGGGAAACGGAGCGUCAGCCGCUUGAAAGAGCAUAUUUUGCGUUCAGAUGA